AUGUCUGAUAAACCCGAUACGGCCAAGAUCGAGAAAUUCGGUAAGUCGAGAUUGAAGAAGACAGAAACACAAGAGAAAAAUCCACUGCCUUCCAAAGAAAGGAUUGAACAGGAGAAGCAAGUGGGCAAAUCGUAA
This is a messenger RNA of Phyllostomus hastatus (greater spear-nosed bat), 135 nucleotides long. Its product is annotated as thymosin beta-4-like. The record is from RefSeq and is a predicted model, not a curated record. Gene Ontology annotation, biological process: regulation of cell migration; actin filament organization. Gene Ontology annotation, molecular function: actin monomer binding. NCBI's taxonomy places the organism in Eukaryota, Metazoa, Chordata, Mammalia, Chiroptera, Phyllostomidae. The coding region runs from base 1 to 135 and encodes 44 amino acids. The transcript has a single exon. Gene Ontology annotation, cellular component: cytoplasm.